ACGGUGUUCUUUCCCCCUAAACGGGGUUGGGUUAUAUACCGAAAUUGCAGUGCAUGUUGGGAAACUGGGGUUUUUGCUGCUUUUUCCUCUCUGGGGCGUCUGGGUUGAGGCUACAUCUGCAGAGAUGGAUGUCUUUCUAAUGAUCCGACAUCACAAGACAACUAUCUUCACAGAUGCCAAGGAGUCCAGUACAGUGUAUGAGCUGAAAAGAAUUGUGGAGGGAAUUCUUAAGAGACCGCCAGAAGAACAGAGAUUAUACAAGGAUGAUCAGCUGCUGGAUGAUAGCAAAACUCUUGGCGACUGCGGCUUCACCAGUCAGACAGCGCGGCCCCAGGCCCCAGCAACAGUCGGCUUGGCCUUCAGAGUCAGUGAAGAUGCCUUUGAGAACCUUCGCAUUGAUCCCUUCUCCAGCCCCCCAGAGCUCCCAGACGUGAUGAAGCCUCAGGACUCUGUCAGCAGUGCUGAGCAAGCAGUGCAGUGAAAGACCAAGGCUAGUGGAGUUUGCUGCACAAGCCAUGGUAUCCUUGAACCCUUUUCCCCUAGCCUCAUCUGACAUGGAAAAAGAUAUGGUGUCAUCCCUUGUCUCUGAUCCUGGUUUCCCUUUUAGCCUUCCUCCUCUAAGCAAGACUACAUGUCACCCUUCUAAGCCCAACCUCACUCAUCUGACAAAGCUGUUUUCACUUUGGUUUUGAAAAUAAUAAAAGGUGAGCUGUU
Messenger RNA from Pseudonaja textilis, 714 nucleotides. NCBI's taxonomy places the organism in Eukaryota, Metazoa, Chordata, Lepidosauria, Squamata, Elapidae. The record is from RefSeq and is a predicted model, not a curated record.